GCAGCAGCUUGACAGCGACAGUCCACCUGAGGGGAGCCGCCGAGUAAGCCGUCAGGAAACACCGCGCACAUGAAGGCACCGUCGCGGUUAACCGUCGCUCUUCUGUUCGUUGGAUAGUUUCCCCCAUAUCACACCGCACAGCCGUCUUCCUGCCACGUCCUUGCGGUUCUUAUAUUAGGAGGAGGACGCGCUUGGUUUUCCUCCGGGGGCUGAUGGAAGCCGAGGGAGCGGUCGGGUUGUCGGAGGCCAGGGACGGGAGUCCUGUGUCCGGGGCCGCAGCAUCAGACGAUGGGGACACCGUGGUGGGGGUGAGCUACGGGCUGGACGCCGCAGACAUGGAUGCAGCUGCCAGAAAAGCCCACAUCACUGAGAUGCCGUCAUCCUCAGGCUUACCAGGUCAGGGGAAGAAGAUCGGCCACCGGGGUGUGGACGCAUCAGGGGAAACCACAUACAAAAAGACCACAUCUUCUGCCUUAAAAGGUGCCAUCCAGCUGGGCAUCGGUUACACCGUUGGCAACCUAAGUUCCAAGCCUGAGAGAGAUGUAUUGAUGCAGGACUUCUACGUGGUGGAGAGCAUCUUUUUCCCCAGUGAAGGGAGCAACCUGACUCCAGCUCAUCAUUUCCCAGACUUCCGCUUCAAAACCUAUGCUCCGGUGGCCUUCCGCUACUUCAGAGAACUGUUUGGCAUCAGGCCAGAUGACUACCUGUACUCUUUAUGUAACGAGCCUUUGAUCGAGUUGUCCAAUCCCGGAGCUAGCGGUUCGGUCUUUUACCUAACGAAGGACGACGAGUUCAUCAUCAAGACCGUCAUGCACAAGGAGGCUGAAUUCUUACAGAAACUGCUGCCUGGAUACUACAUGAACUUGAACCAGAACCCUCGCACCUUGUUGCCCAAGUUUUUUGGCCUCUACUGUGUCCAGUCGGGUGGGAAGAACAUCAGGGUAGUUGUGAUGAACAACGUCCUGCCUCGUGUUGUUCGCAUGCACCUGAAAUAUGACUUAAAGGGCUCCACCUAUAAGAGACGGGCGUCCAAGAAAGAAAGAGAAAAGGCAAGGCCCACUUUCAAAGACCUUGACUUCAUGCAAGACUUGCAAGACGGGCUGAUGCUGGACCAGGACACCUACAGCGCUUUGGUCAAGACCCUGCAGCGAGACUGCCUGGUGCUGGAGAGCUUUAAGAUCAUGGACUACAGCUUGCUACUUGGGGUUCACAACAUGGACCAGGCAGAGAGGGACAGGCAGAUGGAGGGCUCCCAAGGAACUGGUGACGAGAAAAGGCCUGUGGCCCAGCAGAAGGCUCUUUACUCCACCGCCAUGGAGUCCAUCCAGGGAGGAGCUGCCCGCGGGGAGUCUAUUGACACCGACGACACAAUGGGUGGGAUCCCAGCUGUUAACGGAAAAGGGGAACGACUUCUUCUCUAUAUUGGAAUCAUCGACAUCCUGCAGUCCUACAGGCUAAUCAAGAAACUGGAGCACACAUGGAAGGCUCUGGUUCACGAUGGGGACACCGUGUCAGUGCACCGACCCGGCUUUUAUGCUGACAGGUUCUUCAAGUUCAUGAGCAGUACUGUUUUCAAAAAGAGCUCCUCUUUGAAAUCAUCUCCUUCCAAGAAGGGCCGCGUCUCAUUGACUGUGACCAAGUGCAUUGGUCCUGGAGCAGCCUGGUCAGCUAGCCAACUGCCAUCAGAGAGAGACGAGAACAUUUACGACCUCAGAGGAGCUCGUAGCUUCCCAACACUGGAAGACGAAGGUCGAACCGAUCUUCUUCCCUGCACUCCCCCGUCAUUUGAAGAAGCCACCACAGCGUCUAUCGCCACCACUCUGUCUUCUACCACCUCACUGUCCAUCCCUGAAAGAUCUCCAUGCGACACAGCUGAUCAUCCCCGUUACAGGCGGCACACCCAAUCUCUGAGCCAUGAUGGAAGGACCCAGGAGGAGCUGCGUGUGCGUGAGGAGGAUCAGCAGACCAUCACAGUGGAAGUGGAAUUGAAGAGACCAGACAGCGAGCCCACCUUCUCUGUUCCGCAAACUUCACCUCCAGUCAGCGAGAUUCAGGCGGAAGUCGGUUCUGAACCUCCCGGAGCUGAGGCGGCUCCCUCUUCAUCAGCCGCUGAAGGCCCCUCAUCAUCCUCACCAGCUCCAGAAGAUCCCCCUUCUCCUACCGCAGCAGAUGAAGUCCUGUUGAGCCCAAAGUUGUCAGUGGGCGAUGUAGACAGAGCCAGCCAGGUGUCAGGCUCUGGAUGCACGAGCCAGGCAUCAGUGGAUGACGAAGAUGAUGUGCCAAUUACAGACAUUUACUUUUUUCCUGACGGGAGGACUUGGGUGGUCUCCCCUGUCCGACAGAGGAGGAAAUGCGAGUCAAGUUGGUCUCCUCCAGAGGACAGGACCUGGGUGUACUCUCCGCUACACUAUGGCUCAGAGUCUAAGGCCCUGCCAGAUGGGGAUUGGGAAGGAGAGACAUAAACCCUAACUGCAGAAGUGAAGCGCCAUCGCCCCGGAGAAGAAGCGUCAUCGGUCAAGUCCAGUGCUCAGCGGAAACUGCAGGAUCUCACGCAGGAUCGAAAUCUUGACAUCCAUACAGACACUGAAAACUAAAGGGAAAUGUUACUUGACUACUAGUUGAAGGAAAUAAACACAGCGAGGUGUGCUGGUGUAACUCCUGCCCAACUGUCCUUAAACAGUCGACAUUAUAGCUACCGUGCUGUUAGGUUGUGUGUUGUCUCACGGUCUGUUUUGCACAAGGAAGAAGCCACAGGGGUGUUUUAAAAAUUAAUGAAACAGUCCUCCUCACAAUCCCCAUCAUCUUCAACAAUUUAUUAUUUAGGUAACCUGAUGACCAAAUUUCAAGUGUUUUCCAUUCACGUCUUCACCAACCAGCAUAUCCUCAAUGUUUUCCUUUUUUUCCUUUUCUUUUAAACAACAAUAAUUUGCUCUUGCACACUGUCUUGUCUUAAAUGCUUCAACAUGUGCGUGACGUCCUUAUUCCUCAUGUUGGUUUGUGCCUAAACACAUCAGCUUUGUUAUGACAAAAAUCCAAUGUUGUGGUCUUUGAUAUUGAUGACUAGAGCUCUUUUAAUUUGGAAAAAAAAGCUAACAGUUUAUGAAGUUUUUAUUUAUAAAUGUUUUUGUAAAAGCCUUGAAUUUAUCUUUAAACAAAAUGAGUCAAAAUGUGCAACGCUAAAAGUAAACUAGCAUCAUGCUACUCAUUGUAGAUGAUGCUGAAAAUCACCUUUGAAGUAAGAUUUAGUGGAGCUAAAGUUUGUAGACCACCACUGUUAGAUGAAGUCUUCAUCCAGACCAACAGACGAGCUACAUUCACCGUAAUGACAUUUCUGAGCUGUAGUUAUAGAGUGGUACUAUAUAAAGUAGUAAUUACAUGUAUAGAGAGAAUAGUUUAUUUAGAGAUAUAUUUUAAGAGAUCUUAUAUUGCUGGUCUUAUGUAUGUUUUAAAUUUAGUGCAAUAUUCAUUUUUAAAAAUGUCUUUGUUGUUUUUAUGUGAGCUUUUAUUUAUUCAUGCUUUUCUAUCUUUCUGACUUUUUCACUAUGAUUUGAUUUUGAUCCAAAGACUGAUUCUCCAUAUUGAUUUUGAUGCUUCUGUAAUCAAGUCGUGUAAAUAUCGUGUUAGACCCGUGUGACAAGGCGUAGCUAAUUUAGGCUAGAGGUUGUGGAUGCUGGCUAAAUGGCCACAUUCAUACUAGAGGAUUUGGAUCUAUAGGUUUACUGUGGCCAGGUACAAAAUCAGCUCAUGCAUUUAGUAACUGCUCACACGCACAUGCAGAUCUGUGGACCAUUUAGAAUCUUUGAUAUGUCUUUAUUUUAAAGGAAACCAUAUCUACGUCUUGUGCUGCUUGGAGUACUGAAAAAAAAUGUUUCAUUCAAAAGAUUACUGGCCUAAAUUUGAUGUGGUACAUUAAAAUUCAGGAAAUGUGGUGUGUGAUUUGUGAUAAAACAUGCGCACCCAAAGUGAACCUGAGCCAGGAUCUGACUCCUGGCCGUGAUGACGCACAGUCAAUGCAGCAUUUACAACCAGUUAAAUGCUGUAUGGGGCGCGUAUGGGGUGUGGGUUGGGCAGUGCCACCGUGCACUAAGUCUGUCUACCCCAUUACAUGUUAAAUAGUUUCAGUCAUCACACUCAGACACAUACAAAUCAUCAGAAUUGACUCUGAAUUGACUGAGCUGGUCAUCUGCUCCUCGUGCACCAGCUACUUCACAUAUUUGCCGCCGUGUGUUCUGAUCUGUGUUCAAAGGAUGACAGUAAACUGCCGUGUCGUACAUGAGUCGAAUGUUUGUUACCCGAAGAAGGAGUGAUAGCUGCCAAAUAAACGUGCACCAAAUGGCUGAGUUUCCCUCGUGCACGUAGAAUUACACACAAUUUAUUUUGGGAUUGAAGCGUGUUGAAGUGGAUGACUUGGUUGAGUCUAUGUUUACUGUUCUUUCUCUGUGAAUCUCUGACAUGCUUGAACUACAACAGAAAAGUUUUUAUGGAACUUCAGAAGUCUUUUUUGUUGUUGUUGUUGAUGGUGUGUUUCUCUGUGUUUUUGUGAAACGGAGGACAUUGUACCAUAAAGGUCAUGUAACUACUCCCAUCAUGUGCUGUGGCCAGUUGUAAUCAGUUUUCUGUCAUUGAUCUGAUGGAGACCAUAGCAGCAAUAUUUUGUAAAGUCGUAGCUUCUUGAGUUGAACUGCCUUAUGGAGAAAUGUACACAUAGGCCUAUUCUUCUCAUUUUUCACAUGCUAUUUAAUUUCAUCUUGUAGUUGUGCUCCUGAGAAUGUGUAUAUAAAUUUAUAAAUACAUAUAUAAAGAUAUACAAAUAUAUUUUCCAUUUGAAUCAAAGAAUAUUAUUUUUAUUUGGUUUUAUUUUUGCUGCUGGGCAAGAAAAUAACUGCAAUCUACGUAAGUGACUGUAUCAUUUUUCAGUGUGUCGUUGGAGAAGCCGCUGCUGUAUUAUUCUGGUCUGUGAACCACAGCUGUUUCUUUGUGAAACCCAAAAAAGGAAGAAAAAAAACAUGGACUUAAAUGUAAAUGCAAAUCAAAACGAAUUCUUGGAGCUGUGUUUGUGUAUGUGUUUUCAAAUUGCUGUGUGCCCAAUAGGGAGUCCUUCGCAAAACAUAGCAUGAGGUUAAAACUGAAUAUGCAUAUCAAAAAUGUGUAUUUAUGUAUAUCUGUGUAUAUGCAUCUAUUUAUUCUUGUGAAUGAAUAGAUGACGGUAUGUGUGUGUUUGGACUCGGUCAGACUUAAUAGAAAAUAAAGCAGUUCUAUGAA
Molecule: messenger RNA, 5262 nt
Organism: Synchiropus splendidus (mandarinfish)
Lineage: Eukaryota; Metazoa; Chordata; Actinopteri; Syngnathiformes; Callionymidae
Gene: pip5k1ca
Product: phosphatidylinositol-4-phosphate 5-kinase, type I, gamma a
Exons: 19
Coding region: 213-2462 (749 amino acids)
Biological process (GO): phosphatidylinositol metabolic process
Molecular function (GO): phosphatidylinositol kinase activity
Source: RefSeq, a predicted model, not a curated record